UUGUUAAUGGCCAAAUUGAGCGCGUCCGCUCAGUAAAAUUCAUUCCGCCGACGCGCAAUUUAAGCUUCAAUCUGGGCAAAGUGGACAAUCAGCAAACCCCAGAUCAUGUAAAUCAAAAAGGCAAAGACACCGACCGAAGAGUCUGGAUUACACUGCUCGUCGGGGAAAGCCGGUGAAUAAACAUAUCCCAUGAGAGGAUGGACCGAGCAGUGGCCGAUACAGACUAAAAACACAGAUUUUUGGCAGCUGUCUUCUCCCGUCCAGAAAUAACGCUCAGAAGGCGUCGGGAAUCCCCUUUGUCCCCACGUGUGGAUGAGCGUCGGAGAAAGGUGUGAAGCUGUUGCAGUAGGACAGCGAGGGAGAUUCUCCAAGAAAAAUGAGGAAGAGCAGGAGUGUUCUCACGGUAUCUCCCAACGAUGACAGCAGAGAGCCUCCAGACUGCUGCCUUAGUGAGUCUUUCACCUCCCCGUCUUGCACGCUGGGUGUUGACCUGCGCCGGGGGCGACGCCGCUUCUCAGGCAACCUGCAGCUGCCCCCACUGUCAUGGCGACAGGGGGAGAGGUCACGGACGCCGGACGAUGAAGUCAUGGCCAGGCCGACCUCCCUGCCAUUUGGAGCCCCUCCCAGGAUAGACAUCACCCCAGUUGACCCUGACUGUUUUGAUGUGGAAAAUGGCCCCUCAGCCAGCUGCAGCCCUCUGGACCCCCAGGCGUCUCCGGGCUCUGGUCUGGUCCUCCACACCAACUUCCCUGGACACAACCAGCGUAGAGAGUCCUUCCUCUACCGCUCCGACAGCGACUACGACCUGUCGCCCAAGUCCAUGUCCAGAAACUCUUCCAUUGCCUCCGAACUACAUGGUGACGACCUGAUCGUAACGCCUUUUGCUCAGGUUCUGGCAAGCCUUCGAAGUGUAAGGAACAACUUCACUGUCCUAACCAAUGUCCAGUGUGCCUCUAACAAGAGGUCUCCUGCAGCCACUACUCAGCCUCCCAUCACUAGAGUUUGUCUCCCAGAUGAGGCGUACCAGAAGCUGGCCAUGGAGACGAUGGAGGAGCUGGACUGGUGUCUGGACCAGCUGGAGACCAUCCAGACCUACCGCUCCGUCAGUGACAUGGCUUCCAACAAGUUCAAGAGAAUGUUGAAUCGGGAGUUGACGCACCUAUCCGAGAUGAGUCGGUCUGGGAACCAGGUGUCCGAGUUCAUCUCCAAUACUUUCCUAGACAAACAGAACGAGGUGGAGAUCCCUUCGCCGACGUCCAAGACGCGAGAGAAGAAGAAGCAUCAGAAGCAGCAGCUGAUGACACAGAUCAGUGGGGUCAAGAAGGUCUCCCACGGGCCCUCGCUCUCCAGCAGCUCCAUCUCGCGCUUCGGCGUCAAGACCGACAAGGAGGAGCUGCUGUCCAAGGAGCUGGAGGACCUCAACAAGUGGGGUCUGAACAUCUUUACUGUCUCAGAGUACUCCAACAACCGGCCGCUCACCUGCAUCAUGUACGCCAUCUUCCAGGAGCGAGACCUGUUGAAGACAUUCAAGAUCCCAGUAGAUACAUUUGUGGCCUACAUGAUGACUCUGGAGGACCACUACCAUUCAGAUGUGGCGUAUCAUAACAGCCUCCAUGCUGCCGAUGUAGCCCAGUCCACACACAUCCUCCUCUCCACCCCAGCCCUGGAUGCCGUCUUCACAGAUCUUGAGAUCCUAGCAGCCAUCUUUGCUGCAGCUAUCCAUGAUGUUGACCACCCUGGAGUGUCAAACCAAUUCUUAAUCAAUACCAACUCUGAGCUGGCACUGAUGUACAACGAUGAGUCUGUGCUGGAGAACCAUCACUUGGCUGUGGGCUUCAAGCUAUUACAGGAGGACAACUGUGAUAUCUUCCAGAACCUCACCAAGAAACAACGCCAGUCGCUACGCAAGAUGGUCAUCGACAUGGUAUUGGCCACUGACAUGUCCAAACACAUGAGUCUGCUGGCUGAUCUGAAGACCAUGGUGGAGACCAAGAAGGUGACCAGCUCUGGAGUGCUGCUGCUGGACAACUACACCGACAGGAUACAGGUGCUACGUAACAUGGUGCACUGUGCUGACCUGAGCAACCCCACCAAGUCCUUAGAGCUGUAUCGACAGUGGACCGAUCGGAUAAUGGAGGAGUUCUUCCACCAGGGAGACAGAGAGAGGGAGCGGGGGAUGGAGAUCAGCCCCAUGUGUGACAAACACACAGCGUCCGUGGAGAAGAGCCAGGUGGGUUUCAUCGACUACAUCGUCCACCCCCUGUGGGAGACCUGGGCCGACCUGGUCCACCCCGACGCCCAGGACAUCCUGGACACGUUGGAGGACAACAGGAACUGGUACCAGAGCAUGAUCCCCCAGAGCCCCUCCCCUCCCUUUUACGACCAGGGCACAGACGGACACAGCGGGGGCACUGGAGGGCAGGGAGGCGGGGAGAAGUUUCAGUUUGAGCUGACCUUGGAGGAGGAGGAUUCGGACGUAAUAGAGAAAGACGGCGAAGGGGAAGAGGAGGAGGAGGAGGAGGAGGAAGAGGAGGAGGAGGAUAGUUUAGGAGAGUCCUCCCGCUCUCCGCCCCUGGACUACUCCGACGGUCAGGAGCAGGAGGAGGGCAGCACGAUGGAGCCCACGACGGCGAUAGAGAUCGUCACUCACGAGGCGUCGCCCACAGACACAUAGGGCUUCCACCGGUCGAGCUGAUGCGGCGGUUUGAAAGUUUUAAGAAAAGAGGGCAGAUCCUCUUACAGCUGUGCUUUUUAACAAGCCCACAGAAGCAGGGGCUUAGUUUUAGCCCGCAUUGGGGCGUCUUGCACUUGGGUGUUUGGAGCCAAGCACGGAGGGACAGUUUCAGUGAAGCGGCUACAGAGUUCUCAGGAAAUAAAUGCUGCGAACAAUUUCAACCUGAUCGACAGGUGACUGAGAGUGGAACUUGAAGGAUUUUGGCCAGUUUGGGAGAUGGUUGCUUUUAUUUUCUGGACUGGCAUUAAAUGGACAUUGACACUACUGAGAGAAGUUUUGUACCUUAAGACUUUUUUACGGACACAAUAUGUUCUAGAAGUAGCAUAGAGUAAGAUCUACUGAUGGAGACACAUUUGUAUAGCAAGAGAAAGUGUUUACUUUUUUCCUGUACCAUUUGUCAAAGGACUUUUGUGUGCCUUUUUUACUAUUGUCUUUAUAAUAGUUUUUUAUUUAUUGAACACUCUAGUAUGUCUGUGAAAUGUUUUUGUUUGUUUUUUCUUAUCUGAAAGAGCAGAAUCUUUUUUGUAUCUCAGAAAAAGAGAACAGUCUUCCAUGUAUUGGGCAAUAGAGAAAUCCAAACAAACUUCGACAAACAAUUCUUGGACAAACUCAUCUAAAUAGGUGAACACCAUAUUAUACGCACAUUUCGUCACGUUUAUGUUUUAAUUGGAGCACAAACUAUAUCUUUAUACAUUGAAUUCAAAUGCAUACAUUAACGAUUCACGUUUCAUGUUCACUGUCAACAUUGUUGCUUUCCAUAUCAGAUGUCACAGUAAAUGAAUGUCAGUCACUCUGAAAUAUGCCACCUGUAUUAUCAUCCUCCUUUUCUUAAUGUACCUUCUUUUCCUCUUUGAGUGGCCUGCAGACCAUUAGGACUAACUGCCUUUUCACACCAAUUUUAAUGCAAAACACUCUAUAUGAGAUACAAACCUCACACUCGUAACAAUAUGAUUAUACAUCCUAAAUUGCUAAAUUGUUACAGACAUUUCAAAUGGCUUAUUUAUUCGAUUUUCUUUCCCCCAUUUUUGCACUGGUGUGAAUUGGCCUUUAGUCCAGUUCAAAUCCUUCUAAUUUACAACAUUAUUGGAAAAAAAAAGUUCAAUGAGCAAAAAUAGAAACAGUUAGCCAGGGGAAAAAAAAGAUGAUGUGCAGAUCUAUAUUUUUUCAAAAAAAAAAAAAAAAUUUUAGGGAAAAAACUGGCCAGGCAGAAAUGUACAACGGCAGUGGAUCUAUAUUUAGCCCACAGGUAUGCUGCAGUCUUAAUAAUCCUGUUAGUUGGGACGGGUCCCGAUCUCAGAGCCGCUGAUGUAACAGCCCCCUGCCCCCGUGCAAUCAGUCCCUACCCACAUGACUGAAGGUGCUCUUACAGUUGCCUGUCUGAAAGUCGCAUUCAGACGUUCAUCAACGCCAUUAUUCACAUGGUUUACAAACCCCCGUGGGCUCCGGGGACACGACCCCAAAACAAUCAGGCCACCUAUUUUUUCCCUCACAAUAAAAAAUCCCCCCAAGUGCUGCUUGUGCUCAUUGACGUCAAUUGAAUCUUUCUGUCCCCUCCCCCUCCCUCCCCCUCCACUGUAUCAGAUUUCCAGGACAGGCAGGUUAUUAGGAUUUGGCACAGAUGGAAUUGGUAGAUUCAGCGUGACUGAAAUGCUUUUAGACAAGCAGAAAGAGAGGCGGAAGAAGUAACUUGGUGCUCGAGUUUGAAAACAAACCAAAAUGUCACCACACCAUCCUUGAAGAGCGUUCCUUGAUUAUGAGUCGGGCAUUCAAAAUGGUUUGCAGACCUCAACGUUUCGGCUCCAUCCAUGACUGGCAUUCAUGGGUGGGCUUCUUGCAUCUGUCAUUGCCAUCUUUUCAUUUCCUUAAUAGUUUACUGAUAUACUCAAAGGUACUUCAGCUACUUUCUUGUACACCCUCACUCCUGCAUGCCUCAGAGGCAGUCGUUUGCGUGCAGUAUGUACGGAUGGUUUCGUGUGCAUGUGUUUUUGUACGUUUGCCUGUGUGUGUGCAUGUGUGUGUUUGAAUGUGUCGUCUUUGUCAUAAGGCCUUACCCCAUCACACCACCUGUUUGUCUCUACUGUUUGUCGCUAGGAGCUCAAGUUGGUCCUUUUUGCUGUUUAUAACAGUGUGUAUUUAUUCUAUACUUUAAGCUUGUAAAUAAGAAAUACUGGUUCAGUGUAAGAUCUAUUUUAAUUUAUAUGCACUUGCAUUACCUGGAAGUGGUGGUGUCUAAUGUGUAGAAGACUCUGGAUUUGAGUCUUUUUAUAUUCUGUAUUAUAUAUUGUUUUUUUAUAUAUAUUAAAAUAUAUAUAUAAAAAUAUAUCUAAGUAUAUAUUCGCACAAUGUUUUGAGUGCCCAGCAGAGCAGCAGCUAGAGGGACAUGCUGUUGCUGUCACAUGACAACCUUGCACCUCCAAAACAGGAUUCCUCCUCACUUCUUUUACUUUUUUUUCCCCCACAUGAAAGAGUUUAUAUGGUUUUUGUGGCACAGUCACUGACAUGUGAAUAAGAGAAGCCCUGCCAUGCUUCAUAGGCAACAAUAUUUUUUAACCAAAAUCUCCUAUUCCAAUUCAGGGAUCCCUCUGAAAUAUUUUGACCCAUGGCAUAUAUUUGGAAACCUAAAAUUUUCUUUGAGGAAAAACUAGAAGUUUGUCUACUCUCUCUCAACUAAUUUUGAGUUUUAUCAAUUUAUUUGUUUAUUUUUUCAGUAAAGAACAGUUGCUUGACCAUGUGAGGUUUUGGAAGCACAAGGUUUCCGUCUGACAGCAGCAGUCAGGUAACCCAGGGGCGACAUAGACGACAUGUUAAACUGCAUAGGCUUGGAUAUAGGAUACAUACAAGCUAGCUAUGGAGAACAGAAGCUUAGUCAAUGCUCGGUAUCAAAAUACACAAAUAGCUUUUCUCUCAGCGGCUUGUCGCAACCUAAGCUUAUCCAUCCAGCAUUUUGAAUGCAGAUUGCUGAUAUACAAGGUUCAGAUACAGGUUCGACUGACAAACACAAAGCGAUUGUCUCCUUUUACACCUUACGCACUUCUUGUAAAAGUAGAUAACACGGGGCAGGUAUUGGUAGCAUGCUACAAUACGCCUCGCACUGACGUGAAUCGUACUGAAUUAACAACAAAACGUGAUCUUAUGUAACUGAUUGUGCUAAUGUGUGAACUCUUUCUGACCAAACUUGUUAGCAGUUUUGAAAUUCAAAUUUGUCAGUAUUAACAUUGUUUAUCUAUGUUCAAGCUUUUUUUGGUCCCAGUUGUGUCCAAAUGGUUAGCCAGAUUUAGCACUAUCUGCAUGAGAUGGGUUUUUUAUGUCAAUAAUAUGUUCAAGUCCGCCAGUUGUUGCAGGCGGGUUAUUAAAUGUUUCACACAAUGUAUGGUAUUAUAUUGUAUAUUGUGUUCAAAAUGAAAUCUGAAAUACUUUUUCUAUGAAGUGAUUAAAAGCAAAGCAUGAAUAUAUUC
Myripristis murdjan (pinecone soldierfish) is the source of this 6189-nucleotide messenger RNA. RefSeq names its product phosphodiesterase 4B, cAMP-specific a (gene pde4ba). Gene Ontology annotation, molecular function: 3',5'-cyclic-nucleotide phosphodiesterase activity. Gene Ontology annotation, biological process: signal transduction. Bases 377 to 2674 code for a protein of 765 amino acids. NCBI's taxonomy places the organism in Eukaryota, Metazoa, Chordata, Actinopteri, Holocentriformes, Holocentridae. The record is from RefSeq and is a predicted model, not a curated record. The transcript is spliced from 16 exons.